GACAAGGAUUGGGCAGACGGCACAGGAGUCAAAUAAGAGAGGGAACGGACGAAUCUGACGACGUGGUGGUGCGGUGCGGUGGAACCGGUGGCCGGCCUGACCUGACUCGAGCAGUUUUGCUCCGCCACGCACGGCACGACUGCUAGAGGCGUGGCGGGGAGAGAGUGCUCUCUCUCUCUCUCUCUCUCUCUCGUUAUUCGAGGAGCGUCUACUUGCUUCAAGCAUAAAAAGCAAACCUCAACACCACCACCACGUGGCUUAUCUGGUCAUCUUUCCCCAAAAUUUGUUCAACCAAAACAAACAAACAAACAAACAAACAAACAUAUUCAAGGCACGGCCAGGGCGGCUACUUUACCCGCCCUCACAUCGCAUUUAUGCUGUAUCAUGAUGUAUAUAUGUAUACGAGUCACUGAUUCAUCCAAGCGGUGUUAGUGCCUUCUGAGUGUGAUAUUCAUGGCGCUAAGCGUGCUGGUGACCGGCGGUGCCGGUUAUAUUGGAAGCCAUACGGUGCUUCAACUGCUGCUGGGAGGGUACAAGGCGGUGGUAAUCGACAAUCUCGACAACUCCUCCGCUGUCGCAAUCAACCGCGUUCGGGAACUUGCCGGUGACCAUGGCCCUAACCUUACCUUCCAUAAGAUGGAUCUCCGAGACAAAUCUGCACUUGAGGGGCUUUUUGCUUCUACCAAGUUUGACGCUGUCAUCCAUUUUGCUGGUCUAAAAGCAGUAGGUGAAAGUGUGCAGAAACCCUUGAUGUACUAUGACAAUAAUCUUAUUGGUACAAUCACUCUAUUGGAAGUCAUGGCUGCCCAUGGGUGCAAAAAGCUUGUUUUUUCGUCAUCAGCUACUGUUUAUGGUUGGCCAAAGGUGGUUCCUUGCACAGAAGAGUUUCCCCUUGCUGCAGCAAACCCAUAUGGACGGACAAAGCUCUUCAUUGAAGAAAUAUGCCGUGACAUCCACCAGUCAGAUACUGACUGGAAAAUCAUAUUGCUGCGAUACUUCAAUCCUGUUGGCGCACAUUCUAGUGGUCAUAUUGGUGAGGAUCCUCGUGGUAUCCCAAACAAUCUCAUGCCUUUUGUGCAACAAGUAGCGGUUGGUAGGCGACCUGCACUUACAGUGUUUGGAACUGACUACUCAACGAAGGAUGGUACAGGGGUGCGUGACUACAUUCAUGUAGUGGAUUUAGCUGAUGGGCAUAUUGCUGCACUGAACAAAUUAUCUGAUACUUGUAUAGGUUGUGAAGUGUACAACCUGGGAACUGGGAAAGGAACAUCAGUUUUGGAAAUGGUAGCUGCAUUUGAAAAGGCUUCUAGAAAGAAAAUUCCUCUUGUAUAUGCUGGCCGACGACCUGGUGAUGCUGAGAUUGUGUAUGCUUCAACAGAGAAGGCAGAACGUGAAUUGAAAUGGAAGGCAAAAUAUGGCAUCGAAGAAAUGUGCCGUGACCAAUGGAACUGGGCUAGCAAGAACCCUUACGGCUAUGAACCUCAAGAUCACACUGCUUGAUGACUGAUGAGCAUUUAAAAAGUAGUUGUGUUUAUAGUCUCGAUUUCCCUUGUAUUAAUACAGUCCUAUUCCUAUUAAGGGAGGAAAUAGUUGAAUGUAGCUAUCUUAACUGUGCGAAGAUGGUUCUGCUCGGUGCUUUCGCUGCCUUGACAGGAAUCCUCUAAUAAGAAUGAUUUGAGCAGUUCCUUUCUAAUA
Messenger RNA from Diospyros lotus (date-plum), 1695 nucleotides. Its product is annotated as UDP-glucose 4-epimerase GEPI48-like. The transcript has 10 exons. Gene Ontology annotation, biological process: galactose metabolic process; rRNA processing. Gene Ontology annotation, molecular function: UDP-glucose 4-epimerase activity; RNA binding. Lineage: Eukaryota; Viridiplantae; Streptophyta; Magnoliopsida; Ericales; Ebenaceae. The record is from RefSeq and is a predicted model, not a curated record. The coding region runs from base 454 to 1500 and encodes 348 amino acids. Gene Ontology annotation, cellular component: cytosol.